Sesamum indicum (sesame) is the source of this 3837-nucleotide messenger RNA. Its product is annotated as forkhead-associated domain-containing protein / FHA domain-containing protein. NCBI's taxonomy places the organism in Eukaryota, Viridiplantae, Streptophyta, Magnoliopsida, Lamiales, Pedaliaceae. The record is from RefSeq and is a predicted model, not a curated record. Gene Ontology annotation, biological process: DNA repair. Gene Ontology annotation, molecular function: protein binding; nucleic acid binding; phosphoric diester hydrolase activity. Gene Ontology annotation, cellular component: nucleus.
AUUUUUGUUCUUUGAUUUGAUUUCUUAUUUAUUGGAGAAAAUUUCUCUGUUCUUCUCCAUUCAUAAAUCUAAGCGGCUUAGUUCUUGCACUGAUUCUUUCCACUUUAAUUAUGAGGAGUUGUUUGUAAAUGAACACUUCUUCAGAUUCUUCCUUUUCUUUCCAAGCCAAAAGGGAAAGGCAGAAGCAAUUCAAAUGUCUUGUACCACCUGGGAAGAAACCCAGGAGAAACACUGUCAAAAAAGCAGUUUUGCAUAUCAAAACCCUUGGCCUCCCUCUAAUUUCAGGAUCUACCGGUCAAUUCUGCAAAUCCCUUUGUCUGGAACCCCACAAACCCUACACCAUUGGCCGCAAAUUGAGGUUUUGUGAUUUUAUUUUUAGUGACCGUAGAGUUAGUAAAAGGCAUUGCCAGUUGUACUUUGAUUCUUUGGAGAAGAAGAUUUAUUUGUCGGAUGGUUUGUUUCUUGAUUACAGUGUAUGUAGUGAUUCUGUUUCUAGAGUUUCGACGAAUGGGGUCUUUGUGAAUGGGGUGAGAAUUGGUGGGGUUGCUGAAGUAGGGGUCGGUGAUGUGGUUGGUCUCAUUUGCAGAAAUGAGGAAGUUUGUGGGUUGGGGGUUAGUAUCGGAUUUUUGGUGGAAAAAACUGCUUUUGUGGAGGAGGUUGAUUACAGAAGUUUGAUUCAGUUAAAUCCAUGUGGUGUACAUCCAGAACAGGCUAGUUUAGCAUUGGGAUGUGACAGACUAAUGGAUGAUACAGGUGUACUUUUGAGUUGGUGCAGAGAUAUAUUAUGUAGUGAUGAUCCUGUGUCUUACAUUCGCAAGUGUGUUGUUCUUGAUCAGAGAAAGAGGAUUGAUCUUGCUUUUAGAAAUGGACUUAAGAAAUAUUCUGCUUUGUUGUUGGAUAAUGGUUGUUUGAAUGGCGGGCUUCAAAGUGGGUGUCGGAACCGGAAAAGGGUGUACUCAAGGGAAAUUGAAACUGUUGAAAACGGUGAUGUUAAACGCGGGAAAGAGAUUAUAGUUGUCCCCGAGCGGAACACUGAGUUGAAAUGUUCUGAUGUUGGCACCACCUCAAAUGCUGAUAUAGCAAGGCAAUCGUGUGCAGGUUGCAUUGAUAUUGAGAAUGGUGUUAUUGCUAGUGAUUAUCCUAGUGGUUUGUAUCUGGAAGGGCGGGAUUUAUUUCAGUGUGGAGACCAGUUGGAUGAGAAGAGCUAUGCUAAAUGUAUUCUGCCACCAGGAAAGAAGUUCUAUUUGAACCAUCUACAAUUUCGGGGCCAAGAAGUAGAGAAGACUGGUGAUGAUGUAUCAUUGCGAGAGCUCUUUCAUCCCAUUGAAAACCUCAAGCAAGUAUUUAUUGCUACAUUUACUAGUGAUAUAUUAUGGUUCCUUUCAUACUGCAACAUUCCUCCUAAUCUACCGGUGACAAUUGCUUCUCACAGUGCUGAAAGGUGUUGGAGUGUGGACCCUGAUAAAAGAACAUCUGUUCCAUUCUCAGAUUUUCCAAACUUAACUUUGGUGUAUCCUCCAUUUCCUGAAGUUAUAGCUUUUAAUAGAGAUCGAAAGAACUUAGGCAUUGCUUGCCAUCACCCAAAAUUAUUUGUGUUGCAAAGAGAAGAUAGCCUGCGUGUUGUUAUCACAUCUGCAAAUUUGGUGGCGAAUCAGUGGCAUAAUGUUACCAAUACAGUCUGGUGGCAGGACUUCCCACGAUUAAGUACUCCCAAUUGUUUCUCUCUUUUCACUCAAUUAUCUAAUGGGGAAGUUAAUAUAGAUUCAAAAAGUGAUUUUGCUGCUCAUUUGGCCGGAUUUAUGUCGUCUUUAGUAUCUGAUGUACCUAGCCAGGCUCAUUGGAUCUUGGAGUUGAUCAAAUACGAUUUCAGAGGAGCUGCUGGAUAUUUGAUUGCUUCUGUCCCAGGAAUUCAUUCACAGAGAAGGGCUUUUAUACAUGAGCCAAAAAAUCACUUGCUUGGAAGAAGACACAAGCUAGGGUCUUGUGGUCUGAAAUUCCUUUCUUCUGUUGAAGCAUCUGUAGUUGGUUUAAGCCAUAUUUAUCGUGCACGGGCCGACUCUAAUGGAGAGCAGUUGAAGAAACUUGCAUUAUUUCUUGGAAAACGCCAUGAGAACAUGGACGGAAUGUCAGAGAUUAUUUUGAGGAGAGAUGCAAAUAUACCAGCUGAUGGGAAUGCUGUGAGUGUGCUUGUUCCUAACCCAGAAGACUCUUCCAUGGGAGAUUCCGUUCAACUUGGGUUUCUACCUAGAAAUGUUGCAAAAUGGGUGGCUCCACUUUCAGAUAUUGGCCUUAUUGCAUUUUCGGCUUAUAUUCACCCUAAGGAAGUGCUUGCAGCUGCUUUAGAAGGAAGCAACAACAAAAUAAAGCUGGUCCUUAAUGUGUAUACGGGACCUGCUUUUUCUACUAUUUCAGAAGUUACAAAACUCGAAUAUGUUUCUGCAAUAUGCUCCCUUGUUGCAUCAAGUCAGAGGUAUGCUGGGCUCUGGCGCCUUAAGGAGGUUUUGGGUCAGUACAAGUGGCCUGAACAUUUGGAAUCAGAGUUUGUUUUUGGUUCAUCCUCAGUUGGAAGUGUAAAUGCACAAUUCCUAGCUGCAUUUUCAGCAGCAGCAGGAAAAAGGUCUGUGCCAUUUUCUGACUCAGAGGAAUCCGAUCCAGAUUGGGGAUGUUGGAAUGCCAGUCAAGAGUUAAAAAAUCCUUCUGUCAGGAUUAUAUUUCCCAGCAUUGAGAGAGUGAAGAAUAACAGGAGUGGAAUAAUGGCUUCGCGGCGCAUCUUGUGCUUCUCUCAGAAAACAUGGCAGAGGUUGAAAAAUGUUGGCAUUGUCCAUGAUGCAAUUCCUUAUCCAAGUGACAGAAUUGGAUUUCCUAUGCAUGUCAAGGUGGGACGAAGACGAUUUGAGUCUAAGGAUGGCUCAUCCUUUGGAUGGGUUUAUUGUGGAUCACACAACUUCAGUGCUGCUGCCUGGGGACGUCCAAUGUCAGACAGACAACUGAAUGGGAUUGUGAGAAAUACUUCUGUAUUAGGUUCAAGACUUCACAUAUCUAACUAUGAACUAGGUAUCAUCUUCAUUGUUCCCCCACCAGAGACAGUAGACCAUGUUAAACAAGAUACCAGAAACCUGGAUGAUAUUGUUUUGCCAUUUGUCAUGCCUCCACCAAAAUACAGACCAAGAGACCAGCCCGCUACAGCACAGGCAAUAAGGGAGGCAUUGGCAGAGCUCUCGGAGCAAGAAAGGGAAAUAAAUGAAGCGGUCUUGGCUCUUUCUGGUGGUUUGAUGGAAGAGGUAAUAACAGAGGAGGAAGAGGAGGAAGUAAUUGAAACUGCUCAAUAUGUGGCACAGGAAAAGGAAGACGAAAAGGCUUAUGCUGAUAAACUCUGGAGCCAAGUUGAUUCUUCACAAAGCUGUUGAAUCCUUGGUCCCCACUGGUUAUAUUCUUCAGUAUUGUGAAGUACGGUUUAACGACAAUUGUGCUGCGUGUCAUUAGACAUGGAGGGACUGUUUCCAUCUUAUUGAUUUGAAGACAAAAGCCUUGUGUAAAGCAAAGAGGCUUCUACUGCUGGUUUCCAGUUGGCGGGAAAGAUUGGUUUUGCAUUUGGAAAUUCUAGUCCAGAUUUGGUUCUCUUGUACCCGAAACCAGUUACAAGUAUAGAUUUACACUUGUUUCAGGAGAGAAAAUCACAAAGGCGAAAAGCUUAUCUAUGUACCUUUGUUCCCCAACUUCAUAUACAAGAUUCAAGAUUCAAAGCGAUGCUUAGGCAGCUGUCUUUAUUGUGUACAUUCAACAUUCAGAGUUACCAGUUAUAAUCUGGUGCAUAUGAUUGGAAAUAUUGUUGUUGUA